This is a messenger RNA of Mya arenaria, 3906 nucleotides long. RefSeq names its product neurogenic locus notch homolog protein 1-like. Bases 1 to 3906 code for a protein of 1301 amino acids. NCBI's taxonomy places the organism in Eukaryota, Metazoa, Mollusca, Bivalvia, Myida, Myidae. The transcript has 34 exons. Gene Ontology annotation, molecular function: calcium ion binding; protein binding. Gene Ontology annotation, biological process: Notch signaling pathway; axon guidance. Gene Ontology annotation, cellular component: signaling receptor complex; plasma membrane; cell surface. The record is from RefSeq and is a predicted model, not a curated record.
AUGUCGGCUGAAUAUCGGCAUGUCGGCCAGUGUUUGCCGAUAUCGCCCGAUAUGGGCAUAUUGACAGAAACAUUCAUCAUAUAUUGUGGAAAGAUCGAAGUUGCAGAGAGCGGACAACUGCAAAUUGAAGCUCUGAAAAUGAGGAAUAAAGGCGAUCAAAGGGGAGGCCAACUGGACGUCACCAGGAUGGACAUGAAGCUCGCACUUAUGCUGGUCCUUUUUGACCAAGUGUCCGGUAUGGCGUAUAUCGGCUGUUAUGUUGACGUUGAAAGCCGUCUUCUGCUGCCAAUGUUGUCAAACGACAAUUCCAACACCCCGGCACGCUGCAUAAAACGCUGCAAGGACAAGGGAUACCGAUACGCCGGAGUCGAGUGGUCGAUCGAGUGCUUCUGUGGCAACACAUAUCGGUUUACACCAAAGAAAGUGGCUGAAAGUCAGUGUUCCUUCAACUGCCCAGGUGACCGCAGAUACAAGUGUGGGGAUGACUGGAGGAUGAAUCUGUACAGCACCAGGGAGUGUGACGCCAAUCCUUGCCAAAACGGGGCUACCUGCUCGGAAACUUCCAAUAGUUACUCGUGCAAGUGUCCUUCCGGUUGGACCGGAACCAACUGUCAGACCGAUGUAAAUGAAUGCACGUCAAAUAACCCGUGCAAGAACGGCGCUGGGUGCACCAAUACAAACGGCGGGUACAGGUGUUCGUGCACAACUGGAUGGCAGGGUACCACGUGCACUACCGAUAUAAACGAAUGUAGAACCAACAACCCGUGCGACCACGGGGCCUGCACCAACACAAACGGCGGAUACACGUGUGCAUGUCAGACCGGCUGGCAGGGAACAAAUUGUGACACAGAUAUUAACGAGUGUUCCCCUACCAGCCCGUGCAUCCAUGGGACCUGCUCAAACACACUCGGCGGUUACACGUGCACAUGUGAGACCGGUUGGGAGAAUAAGAAUUGUGGCACAGAUAUUAACGAAUGUACAACUGACAACCCAUGCGACCAUGGGGCCUGCACCAACACAAACGGCGGAUACACGUGUGCAUGUCAGACCGGCUGGCAGGGAACAGAUUGUGACACAGAUAUUAACGAAUGUACAACUGACGACCCGUGCGACCACGGGACCUGCUCCAACACAAACGGCGGAUACACGUGCGCAUGUCAGACCGGGUGGCAGGGAACAGAUUGUGACACAGAUAUUAACGAAUGUACAACUGCCGACCCUUGCGAACGCGGGACCUGCUCCAACACAAAUGGCGGAUACAAGUGUACAUGUCCGGCCGGCUGGGAGGGCACGAAUUGUGACACAGACGUGAACGAAUGUGCUACCAACGAUCCUUGUGCUAAUGGAGCAGCCUGCACCAACUCCGUUGGUGGUUACUCGUGCGCAUGUACCACCGGAUGGGAGGGCACGGACUGUGACGUCGAUAUCAACGAGUGCGACGUCAACAACCAAUGUACAAACGGUUCCGCCUGUGUGAACCUGGAUGGAGAUUAUAGUUGUACCUGCAGCGGCUUCUGGGAGGGCAAACAUUGUGACGAAGAUGUGAAUGAAUGCAACACCGGACAAUGUAAAAAUGGCGCGGCCUGUACCAACUCCGUUGGCCACUACACAUGCGCAUGUACAACCGGAUGGGAGGGUACAGACUGUGACGUCGACAUUAACGAGUGCACAACAGACAAUCCUUGUGAAAACAGCGCCGCCUGCUCCAACUCAGCUGGGGACUAUAGCUGUGCCUGUAGCGCCUUCUGGCAGGGAAAGAACUGUGACACGGAUGUAAACGAGUGUACAUCUGACAAUCCCUGUGACAAUGGCGCUGCCUGCAGUAACUCAGUCGGAGACUACGAGUGCGCAUGUACAACCGGAUGGGAGGGCAAAGACUGUGAUGUCGACAUAAACGAGUGCACGAGGGCCAACCCAUGUGAGAACAGCGCCGCCUGCUCCAACUCAGCCGGGGACUACAGCUGUGCUUGUAGCGCCUUCUGGCAGGGAAAGAACUGUGACACAGAUGUGAACGAAUGUACGAGCGCCGACCCUUGUGAUAACGGAGCUGCUUGUACUAAUGAAGUCGGAGAUUAUGAGUGUACUUGUACAACCGGCUGGGAGGGCAAGGACUGUGACGUCGAUAUAAACGAAUGCACGAGGGACGACCCAUGUGAGAACGGCGCCGCCUGCUCCAACUCAGCUGGGGACUACAGUUGUGCCUGUAGCGCCUUCUGGCAGGGAAAGAACUGUGACCAAGAUGUGGACGAAUGCUCUACUGAUGAUCCCUGCCAGCAUUCCGGUGUGUGUAACAAUACUGCUGGGGAUUACCAGUGCGCGUGCACAUCGGCUUGGCAAGGGAAAGACUGUCACAUUGAUGUCGAUGAGUGUGCGACUGCCGAUCCAUGCCAGAACGCUGCCACGUGUUCUAACACGGUUGGUGACUACGAGUGCGCAUGCGCAGCCGGAUGGCAGGGAAAGGACUGUGACACAGAUGUGAACGAAUGCACGACCGACAACCCUUGUGAAAACGGGGCUACAUGCACCAACAACAUUGGACACUACGAUUGCGCAUGCACGACCGGAUGGGAGGGCACGGACUGUGAUGUUGACAUAAACGAGUGCACGAGGGACGAUCCUUGUGAGAACGGCGCGGCCUGCUCCAACUCAGCUGGGGACUACAGCUGUGCCUGUAGCGCCUUCUGGCAGGGAAAGAACUGUGACACUGAUGUGGAUGAAUGUUCCACCGCCGACCCGUGCCAGAACUCCGGUGUUUGCGCCAACCUUAUUGGAGAUUAUCAAUGUACCUGUACAUCUGCUUGGGAAGGGAAGGACUGCGAUAUUGAUGUGAAUGAAUGCACAACCGCCAAUCCAUGCCAGAAUGGUGCCACGUGCACAAACACGAUCGGUGACUAUGAGUGCGCAUGCGCAGUUGGCUGGCAGGAUAAGGACUGUGAUGAAGACGUGAACGAAUGUACGACCGCGGAUCCUUGCCAGAAUGACGCGACCUGCGUCAACACUAUUGGCGCCUACGAGUGCACGUGCACGGCCGGAUGGGAGAGCACGGAUUGUGACGUAGAUAUUGACGAGUGUACGCGCGCGGACCCGUGCCAGAAUAAUGGCACGUGCACCAAUCUGAUUGGGGACUACAACUGCACGUGCAGCAUCUUAUGGCAGGGAAAGGAUUGUGAACAAAACACGAACGAAUGCGAAGACAAUCCGUGCCAGAUGGGCGAGUGCGAGGACCUGGCCGACGGCUUCCGGUGCAACUGUAUCUCCACUUAUACGGGCAGACUCUGCGACUACGUAAUCGGCGAGGCAAUGGAUGGACAAUGGAGUACGUGGCAGAAGUGGCAGGGAUGUUCAGCCACGUGCGGAACUGGCGUGCAGAAACGUUACCGCUCGUGCGACGACCCACCUCCGAACUACGGCGGCAACCCGUGCGAGGGCGACAGUUUCGAGUAUCGGUCAUGCUCUUCAGGAUCGGCGUGCCCGGUGGUGGUUGACGGCAACUGGGGCGCAUGGAGCCAGGUCGGCUCCUGCAGCGCCACUUGUGGACAGGGAUCCACCAUUCGAACCAGAACCUGCUCAGACCCAGCCCCCAGUAACGGCGGCUCACUGUGUACCGGAGAGGCGGCCGUUGUUGAGACGUGCGAGCUCCAGGCAUGUGAUUCUGCCAACAACGCUUACGCCUCCGCCUAUGUGAACGCCUGUCCCGCGGGGUUCUUCACGUGCUACUCGGGCCGCAUCACGUGCAUCCAAGACGAUUUCGCCUGCGACUGCGAUGAAGACUGCUACGACGGAAGUGACGAAAAUAUGGACUGGGCCGGCUGCUCAGGGAUGUGUCCGAACAGCAAGGCGUCAGGAGUUCAGUCCAUUUCGAUUCUGCUGAUGCUGCUGGUGACGGCUGCGUUGAUGCUGCUUUAA